GGGUGUUAAAAAAAAACCUGGGCCCUGCCUGGCGUGAUGUCUCGUGCCUGUAAUCCCAGCGCUUUGGGAGGCGAGGUGGGCAGAUCACCUGAGGUCAGGAGUUUUGAGACCAGCCUGACCAACAUGGGGAAAUCCCAUCUCUACUCAAAAAUAAACAAACAAACAAAACACACACACAAAAAUUAGCCAAGUGUGAUGGAUCAUGCCUUUAAUUCCAGCUAUACCAAAGGCCGAGGCAGGAGAAUCGCUUGAACUCAGGAGGUGGACGUUGCAGUGAGCUGAGAUCACACCAUUGCACUCGAGCCUGAGCAACAAGAGGGAAACUCCAUCUAAAAAAAAAAGAAAAAAAAAAAAGAAAAGAAAAAGGGUUCUGCUUCAGACUAGUUAAACCAGAAUCUCCAGGGUGGGGCAUUGGAAAUGAGAACAAGAGAAAAGAAAAACUUUUUCAGUGAGGCAGCGUCCAUUCAGAAGAGAGAUUAAAGUGCUUCUUCCUGACUGGUGACAGUCAGAGUCAGAAUCACAGGUGGAUUAGCAGGGAGUGUUAUAAAAACCUUAGAGUGAAAGCCUGCAGUUGUCUUACUAAGAGAUGGAUCCAGCUGUGGUUCUGGUGUUCUGUCUCUCCUGUUUGCUUCUCCUUUCACUCUGGAGUCAGAGCUCUGCAAGAGGGAGGCUGCCGUCUGGCCCCACUCCUCUCCCGAUUAUUGGAAAUAUCCUGCAGUUAGAUGUUAAGGACAUUGGCAAAUCCUUAACCAAUUUCUCAAAAGUCUAUGGCCCUGUGUUCACUGUGUAUUUUGGCCUGAAGCCCAUUGUGGUGUUGCAUGGAUAUGAAGCAGUGAAGGAGGCCCUGAUUGAUCAUGGAGAGGAGUUUUCUGGAAGAGGCAGUUUUCCAGUGGCUGAAAAAGUUAAUAAAGGACUUGGAAUCCUUUUCAGCAAUGGAAAGAGAUGGAAGGAGAUCCGGCGUUUCUCCCUCAUGACUCUGCGGAAUUUUGGGAUGGGGAAAAGGAGCAUCGAGGACCGUGUUCAAGAGGAAGCCCGCUGCCUUGUGGAGGAGUUGAGAAAAACCAAUGCCUCACCCUGUGAUCCCACUUUCAUCCUGGGCUGUGCUCCCUGCAAUGUGAUCUGUUCCAUUGUUUUCCAUAAGCGAUUUGAUUAUAAAGAUCAGAGAUUUCUUAACUUGAUGGAAAAGUUCAAUGAAAAUCUCAGGCUUCUGAGCUCCCCAUGGAUCCAGGUCUGCAAUAAUUUCCCUGCUCUCAUCGAUUAUCUCCCAGGAAGUCACAACACAGUUCUUAAAAAUUUUGCUUAUGUUAAAAAUUACGUUUUGGAGAGAAUAAAAGAACAUCAAGAAUCCCUGGAUGUGAACAAUCCUCAGGACUUUAUUGAUUGUUUCCUGAUCAAAAUGGAACAGGAAAAGCACAAUCAACAGUCUGAAUUUACUAUUGAAAACUUGAUAGCCACUGUAACUGAUGUGUUUGGAGCUGGAACAGAGACAACAAGCACCACUUUGAGAUUUGGACUCCUGCUCCUGCUAAAGUACCCAGAGGUCACAGCUAAAGUCCAGGAAGAGAUAGAACGUGUGGCUGGCAGAAACCGGAGCCCUUGCAUGCAGGACAGGAGCCACAUGCCUUACACGGAUGCUGUGGUGCAUGAGAUCCAGAGAUACAUUGACCUCAUUCCUACUAACCUGCCCCAUGCAGUGACCUGUGAUGUUAAAUUCAGAAACUACCUCAUCCCCAAGGGCACUACCAUAAUAGCAUCACUGACUUCUGUGCUGCAUAAUGACAAAGAAUUUCCUAAUCCAGAGAUGUUUGACCCUAGCCACUUUCUGGAUAAGAGUGGCAACUUUAAGAAAAGUGACUACUUCAUGCCUUUUUCAACAGGUGUUCCAGGCGCCAGUUGAAACAGCCACCCAGCUUUGUGUGAGUUUUGUGCAGAUUCCUGCAUGCUGGCUGAAACAGCCAUGCUGGAAACUCACAGAACUUUUCAGCCUGAGAAUCUUCUGGUCUGUGGGCAGUAAAAUCUGCGGGAGAAGCGCAGUAUCUGAACCGAAGUGCUGGAGUGGCUGGAAAAGCCCCUGAUGGCCUCCAUUGUGUAGGGACGGCGGUCCUCCGGGGAUUGCACUUCCUGGGUAAGGCAGUGCCCCACCCUACCUUGGCUUGCCCUUUUUUGGGCUACACCCACUGUGCAACCAGUCCCAUUGAGGUGCAGCUGGUGCCUUGUUUGAAAAUGUGGAGAUCAAUCACCCUUGCAUAGCUCUCACUGGGAAAUGCAAUUCAGAGCUGUUCCUAUUUGGCCCUCUUGCUUUGUCUCCCAACUAUCAGAUUUUAUGUUUUAUAUAUGUGCAGUUUAUUGCAUGUCAGCUGUAAAGCUCUUGUUACCAGAUUCAGAAGAAGAUGUUGAAAAUCCUGCAGUGUCUCAUGAUGAACAUACAUACCAAGAAAUAAAGGGCUGAAAAACACUGGCAACUCCUGCAGUUCACCAUAAUCAAUUGAGCAAUGUGGUUUUAUUAUUCUUUCUUAGAGCCUAAUAACAGCAAGAGGUACCAUUUAUUAAGCAUUUGUAAAUGCCAGGUCUUAGGUCAGGUGUUCUAGAGGCACAGCACGAGAUAGGAAUUUGAAAGAGGGAAAACGGUUGUGCAGGCUUUCAGGAAGCCUGAAUCUGGCAUCUGCUUGGAUUCUAGUAAAGCCUCAGGGAGAUUUCAAUCAUGGCAGAAGGCCGAUUUCUUUCUUUUGAAUAAAACGCAAGUAAGAAAUGAAAGAAAAUAGGAUGUGAAGAAACUGUACUGGACCUCAUAAUGUUAAGCACAAAAAGGGAGAAAGGUAAGAGCGUAGGAAAGCUAUUUGGGCUGAGUGUC
Molecule: messenger RNA, 2851 nt
Organism: Callithrix jacchus (white-tufted-ear marmoset)
Lineage: Eukaryota; Metazoa; Chordata; Mammalia; Primates; Cebidae
Source: RefSeq, a predicted model, not a curated record